AUGAAUCAAAGUCAUAUACACCACCCAGAUGACAUAAUAGUUCAUCCUUUAUCUCCACCUAACCAUUCAAAUCAUCCUACUAUCUCUGUAAGACGUCUAUCUCGUUUAUCUUUAUCUGCUUUAGAAUCAGUCAAUACAACUGUGAACGUUCCCAAGAAUAAUUCCUUUGCUAUACCUAUACCUUCACCUAGAAUGCAAUAUACCCAUCAUGUAGGAGAUGGAUUACGAACAACCAUAGCUUACUCUACAUCACCUAAUAAUAAUAACAGACUUAGUUAUGAUGCACUUGAACAACGUCGUUCUUCAUUAACACUCGAUCAUCAACAUCAUCAUCAUUAUGGUUGUCUAGUAGGCAGUUUUGAAGAAUCUUUAUUCUCAGGACGCAUGUCUUCUAUGCCUUCAAAACCAAUUACAUUUUAUUGUCAAAUUGGUGUUUUAGGAUAUAACUGUAAACCAUCAUUAAAAUGUCCUUCACAUUGGUCAAUUGUGUUUCCUGCAAGUUUUUAUAAUUUACCUCAACAGGAUGAUACACCUGCUACUGCUACUACUCCUUAUGUAGGUACAGUCGAUAUUGGUGAAUAUGCUGCUACUACUACUACUUUACCAAAGGUACAACCUGGUUAUCGUAUUCCACCUCAAGGGCAAUUACAAGUCUUGAUUAAAAACCCAAACAAGACAGCUGUCAAACUCUUCUUGAUCCCUUACGAUUUUAGUGAUAUGCCCAAGAAUACAAACACAUUCUUGAGACAAAAAUCGUAUGAAGAUCAAAAAAGAUUAAGAUAUGCUAUUCAUCUAAAAUUCUGUCGUAAUGAAAGGGGACGUAUAUAUCUUUACAAGACAAUGCGUAUUGUCUUUACAAAUCGAAAGGCAGAUGCUAAUGAAAAGUUUAAUGUCAUUUGUGAAGGCCCAAAGGAGCCUGUUUAUAUACCAAUGUAG
This is a messenger RNA of Cokeromyces recurvatus, 936 nucleotides long. RefSeq lists its product as uncharacterized. Bases 1 to 936 code for a protein of 311 amino acids. The transcript has a single exon. NCBI's taxonomy places the organism in Eukaryota, Fungi, Mucoromycota, Mucoromycetes, Mucorales, Mucoraceae. The record is from RefSeq and is a predicted model, not a curated record.